Messenger RNA from Amphiprion ocellaris (clown anemonefish), 4683 nucleotides. RefSeq names its product ribosomal protein S6 kinase a, polypeptide 1 (gene rps6ka1). Gene Ontology annotation, molecular function: ribosomal protein S6 kinase activity; magnesium ion binding; ATP binding. The record is from RefSeq and is a predicted model, not a curated record. The transcript is spliced from 22 exons. Bases 612 to 2816 code for a protein of 734 amino acids. Gene Ontology annotation, biological process: protein phosphorylation; intracellular signal transduction; positive regulation of DNA-templated transcription. Lineage: Eukaryota; Metazoa; Chordata; Actinopteri; Pomacentridae.
GCCACACUGAGGUCUCUGCGCGUAUCGCACACUGUUGGGAAGGUGGCGCACAGAGGGGAGGUCUUCCCUUUCCGACCGGGAGAAAUCACAAGCACACGGGGAGGAAGAACGCACAGAUCUGAUACGACGUCGAUUGCAAACCGCAGCUCGGACUCUGACUAAAUCCUUGAGGUUGGCAUUAGACUCCCGCGCAGCCCCGUGAGAGGAACUCGGAUCAUACUGUGUUUGGCACCUUUGCGCUCUGCUCUCUCCCCUCUUGUCAAAACCAAAAUCCUGAGAAGCCAACGCGCUUACCUGGAAGGACGCGGGUGUUUGGCUGUUUAUGGUGUUUUCCCGCAGGAUUUUCCACUUUCAACAUUUUACGCGCAAGUCGCCAAACGACGCCGAAGUCAAACCAGGGGAUUACUAUUGUUUGUAAAGCGCUCGGCUGUGUGCGCGUCUUGUUCUCUGUGCACAGGAAAGUGCUGAUAAAUCUGCAUUAACUAGACUUGGGACUUGACUUCAGGAGCUACUCGGAAGUGCACUUGACAGGAGCCGCACCGGCAAAUUUGGGGAGACCAAAAAAAGACAUUUUUAUAAGCUGGUAAAGGGAAACAGAAAAUCCUGCGAAGAUGCCUCUUGCACAGAUUGCGGAGCCAUGGCCCACAAUGGAACUAGUGCAGCUUGAAACAGAGAAUGGCCAGAGCACCACUGAGGACGACACAACUGCUGUCAAGGAAGAUGGAGACAUCAAGGAGAUCAAUAUUACCCAUGUGGUCAAAGAGGGCUCAGAGAAGGCGGAUGCCUCCCAGUUUGAACUUCUCAAAGUAUUGGGGCAGGGAUCCUUUGGCAAGGUAUUCCUGGUGCGAAAGGUGACCCCUCCUGAUGCCAACCAGCUCUAUGCCAUGAAGGUCCUGAAGAAGGCCACACUUAAAGUGAGGGAUCGUGUGAGGACCAAGAUGGAGAGAGACAUCCUGGCCGACGUCAACCACCCAUUUGUUGUCAAACUGCACUACGCUUUCCAGACUGAAGGAAAGUUGUACUUGAUCCUUGACUUCCUCAGAGGAGGAGAUCUCUUCACUAGACUUUCUAAAGAGGUGAUGUUCACAGAGGAGGAUGUGAAGUUUUAUCUAGCAGAGCUGGCAUUAGGACUGGACCACCUCCACAGCCUGGGCAUCAUUUACAGGGACCUCAAACCUGAAAACAUUCUCCUGGAUGAGGAGGGACAUAUCAAACUCACAGAUUUUGGCUUGUGUAAAGAGGCCAUUGAUCAUGAGAAGAAAGCUUAUUCCUUCUGUGGUACUGUGGAGUACAUGGCACCAGAGGUUGUCAACAGGCAGGGACACACCCACAGCGCCGACUGGUGGUCAUUUGGGGUACUAAUGUUUGAAAUGUUGACAGGAUCGCUGCCGUUUCAAGGGAAGGACCGCAAAGAGACUAUGAAUCUGAUCCUGAAGGCGCGUCUAGGAAUGCCUCAGUUUCUAAGUGCAGAGGCCCAAUCUCUUCUCAGGGCUUUGUUCAAGAGGAAUCCUACCAACAGACUGGGAUCUGGUGCUGAUGGUGCAGAGGAGAUUAAGCGGCACGGUUUCUUCUCCACCAUCGACUGGAAUAAACUCUUCCGAAAAGAAGUGAAGCCUCCAUUCAGACCAGCGGUAGCACGUCCGGAUGACACCUUCUACUUUGAUUCUGAGUUCACUUCCCGCACACCUAAAGACUCCCCCGGUGUGCCGCCCAGUGCCGGAGCUCACCAGCUCUUCAGAGGUUUCAGCUUCGUUGCGUCGACUAUGUUGGAUGAGGAAGGUUUAGUGCAGCCAGUGCAGCCUCCACCGCACCCAGUGGUCCAGCAAUUACACGGGAAGAAUCUACUGUUCAGCGAUGGCUACAUACUGAAGGAAGACAUCGGCAUGGGCUCUUUUUCUGUCUGUAAACGGUGUGUCCACAAAGCCACCAACACUGAAUACGCUGUCAAGAUGAUUGACAAGACCAGUACAGACCCAUCUGAGGAGAUUGAGAUUCUGCUCAGAUACGGACAGCACCCCAACAUCAUUACACUGAAGGAUGUGUACGACAACAGUAAGCAGGUGUUCCUGGUGACGGAGCUGAUGCGUGGAGGAGAGCUGCUGGAUCGGAUCCUCAAGCAGAAGUUCUUUUCGGAGAGAGAGGCCAGCGCUGUGCUUCACACCAUCACCAAGACUGUGGAGUACCUCCACUCGCAGGGGGUGGUGCACAGAGACCUGAAGCCCAGCAACAUCCUCUACGUUGAUGAAUCAGGGAAUCCUGAGUCAAUCAGAAUCUGUGAUUUUGGCUUCGCUAAACAGCUGCGUGCCAACAACGGCCUGCUGAUGACUCCCUGCUACACUGCUAACUUCGUAGCUCCUGAGGUGUUGAAGCGCCAGGGCUAUGAUGAGGGAUGUGAUAUCUGGAGUCUGGGAGUCUUACUGUACACCAUGCUGGCAGGUUUCACUCCAUUUGCCAACGGACCUGAGGACACCCCAAAUGAGAUCCUGAACAGGAUAGGCAACGGUCACUUCAGUCUGACUGGAGGCAACUGGGACACUGUGUCUGAUGCUGCCAAGGAUCUUGUGUCCAAGAUGCUUCAUGUGGACCCCCAUCAGAGACUGACCGCUAAACAGGUUCUCAAACACCCCUGGAUUGUCCAGAGAGACAAACUACCCAACAGCCAGCUCCCACACCAGGACCCCAAACUGGUGAAGGGUGCAAUGGCAGCCACCUACUCCGCCCUGAAGAACUCCCAACCCACUCCAGAGCUCAAACCCAUAGAGAGCUCCUUCUUAGCUCAGAGGCGUGUCAAGAAGCUUCCCUCAACCUCUCUGUAGAGACUCAAAACAGCCAAUCAGCUCACUGAAGUCUGAUCAGAACCACACCUCUCGACUCCAAACCACCCAGUCAGCUUGCUCGAGGACUUGACCGUCCACCCGCCAAUACCAGCCAAGGAACACUGACUGUGGUCCUGCCCCCAUAGUGUGACAUUAAUAGUCCUGCUCUUGCUAUCAUCCUCUUUGUGUGGACUCAUCAGCUGCUGUUAGCCAAUGUCCUUGGACUAGCAAAUAAAAAAAAAAUCCUAAAGAUGGAUGGGGGCGACGAGAGCAACAAAAAAAAAAAAGAAAAAAUUGGGUGUAGGUUUUUGGCAGAUGUAUUAGUGCCGUGUGACUGUAUGUGUGAGUGUGUGAGCGUGUUCGUGCAUGACCUGCCACAGAGUCGAUGCAGCCAUGUUUUUGAUAGUGACAAUGAAAGUUUUUCCUCUCCUCGUCAUUGCUGUUAUGGGUUGUCAUUCUUGCUGCACGCCAGUUCGUCUGCCUGUUCCGUUGUCUGUCCUGUUCUUUUUGUAGAGUUGAUGAGCUUUAUAUUACCAGUUGUGCUGACAAAUCAACCUGUGCCGACAGCACAGACCCACAGUACUGUCCAACUGCUGUUAAAUGUUUUUCAGAGAGCAUUAUUAACGUGAAUAUUGAACAUUUCUGCCAUGAAUGCCUGUUUGGCUUUGGUACAGCCAGAAUACGUGGAUUUUGGGAAAUGUCAAAUGCUGAUGUUUUUGGUUAAUGUCAAUCUAUGCUUGUAUUUUGUUUUAUGGAGAGCAUGUGAGUGUGUGUUUGUGUGUGUGUGUGUGUGCGUGUGCGAGCGUGGGCGUGUGUGUCAGUUGCAUGACUUGCAGUGUGUGUCUGUAAUGUCUUGCGGGAUGCUGCAGAGUCAUGUGCAUGGUCCGGUGACGUGAUGAUGUCAUGUGGCUUCCUUGUUUCGCUCCUCUCCAUUUUUCUCUGCUUGGUCAACCUGCUGGCAACCAUUUCAGAUGUCUGUUAUUUUUAUUACUACAAAAACUAGUAAACAUAGGUGGCUUUCUGUGAAAGAAAAUCUGCCCAAGGAACAAUGUGGCAUGUUAAAAUUCGAUAUUUGCUUUGUUUUUCUCGUCAGUUUUUUUGUUUUGUUUUGUUUUUUGUUUGGUUCACUGUGUUUCUUGGGUAAUGCAUAUUGAAUGCUGUUUUCUGUGUUGGCUGCUUUUGUUGUUGAUUGUUUUUGUUCUGUUUCUUUUCUUUCUGUCCAAAGAAAGUGAUGAUUUAAAAUGGUGAAAGACAUGCUGAGCAAACCACAGACUGUGGACUUCAUGCCGUACAGGUCUCUUCUUCUGUAGGGCUGACUGUUGUCUGAAUGGAAUUAAGCACUCAAACGCAGCUUCUCUUCUCCCUUAAAAUCUCUGUCAAAUCACUGGUUGGUAAUAUCACACAGGCCUGCCCUCAUUGUGGAGUAUCUUUUUCCAUUCAUGAUAUUUGAAUUCCAUAGAUUCUCUUGAUUAUAUGACUUGUUUACAUUUUAUUGACACUGAAUUUGAGACCUCCGAAAGAAGGGUAAAUGUGUCUCAUUGUAAGUCGCUUCAUAGGGUAGGUCCUGCUUUCAGCUCAGUGCCUAGACCUACAGGUGAGGCAGAAUGUCUUGCAAGGAAAACACGUGAAUAAAGAGAAAAAACGGCCAGAAGAUACUGUACAUGUGUGGAAGGAAAGACCUGAGUGGAUGAAUAACCAAUGAACCAGCUGUCUUACCUCAAAAAGGGAUCAAAGUUAUAUUCUAAUUCUUCUUGUUUGGUGGCAAAACUCUCCCUCCUUUGACUAAAUUUAUGGUAAGAUGUUAUUGUAUGAUAAAGAUGAAGAUUUUUAUAUCUUACAAUAUUAAAAAUUGAGUUGCUAUGACAAA